Molecule: messenger RNA, 2151 nt
Organism: Carcharodon carcharias (great white shark)
Lineage: Eukaryota; Metazoa; Chordata; Chondrichthyes; Lamniformes; Lamnidae
Gene: ak5
Product: adenylate kinase 5
Exons: 14
Coding region: 150-1889 (579 amino acids)
Biological process (GO): nucleoside triphosphate biosynthetic process
Cellular component (GO): cytosol; cytoplasm
Molecular function (GO): nucleoside diphosphate kinase activity; ATP binding
Source: RefSeq, a predicted model, not a curated record
AUAAAAGGAUGUGCAGAAACAGCCGACGGAGCAAAUUAGGAAGGAGGAAGCUGUUUGCUUGGAAGAUUGGUAGACUGUUUUUGCCUUGCACCUGAGUACCCGUCCCCACCAGCAUACAUCACAGGUAAAGCAGCGAGCGUCUGGAGACAAUGAACGCAGCCGAGGCGAAGGAUUACCUCUCCAAGAGGCAGAUCCCCCAGCUGUUUGAGAGUAUGCUCACAGGGUUGAUGUACUACAGACCAGACAACCCUGUUGACUACUUGGAAAGUUGUCUGAAGAAAGUGAAAGAGUUGGGAGGACCAGACAGAGUUCGGUGGGACACCUUUGUGGCCCAGGAGAAGAGGACAUUGCCUCCUCUGAACAACUGCCAGGCCAGGAGAUCGUUGUUCAGAAACGUUCUGCCUGAUAGUCCCAAUUUUCUUUAUCGACGUUAUGACCGUCUGCCUCCCAUUCAUCAGAUCUCCAUUGAGAGUGAUACAGAUCUGGCUGAAACUGCCGAGCUCAUUGAAGAAUACACGGUGUUCGACCCAGCCAAAGCCCACCCGUGGAUCAUACUUCUGAUAGGUGGUCCAGGCAGUGGGAAGGGGACUCAGAGUCUGAAGAUAGCCCAGCGUUAUGGAUUUGAAUACAUUUCAGUGGGAGAGCUUCUCAGAAGCAAAAUGAUCCAUAAUGCAACUUGCAACAGGAAGUGGAGUUUAAUUGCCAAAAUUAUCACCAAUGGAGAAUUGGCACCACAGGAAACGACCAUCACGGAGAUCAAACGCCGUUUGAUGCAGCUCCCAGAUGCCCAGGGGUUUGUCAUUGAUGGAUUCCCAAGGGAUGUUGCCCAGGUGUUGUCCUUUGAGGACCAGAUCUGCACCCCAGAUUUAGUUGUGUUCCUUGCAUGUGCCAAUCACCAAUUGAAAGAGAGGCUGGAAAAGCGGGCAGCACAGCAAGGUCGCCCUGACGACAAUCCCAAAGCCAUCCAGAGACGACUGACCACCUUCAAGCAAAACACCAUCCCAUUGGUCAAGUAUUUCCAGGAAAGAGGUCUGAUUGUUACGCUGGACGCAGACAGAGAUGAGGAGGAGGUGUUUUAUGAUAUAUCUGUAGCAGUCGACAGCAAACUCUUCCCCACCAAGGACCCUGUGGCUGGCCCCAGUGAACUGGACCUCAGUUUGCUCGAGGAUCUUACAGAUGCUGUUGGUGUUGAGUCAGACUCUGAAGAUCAGACCGAUAACCAGUCCACAACAUCAGAAGAUAUCAAAGUGGAAGAAAAUUUGAAGCAAAUCAAGAUCAUUUUUGUCAUUGGUGGUCCAGGCUCUGGGAAGGGAACUCAGUGCAGGAGGGUGGUAGCAGAGUAUGGCUUCACCCACUUAUCCACAGAAGACAUUCUACGUCACAGGAUGGUGGUCAGGCCAGAAAGGAGAAAAGAGACACAAGAAACGGUGGAGGAUGGGGAGCUGGUGCCAGUGAUACUAAAAGAGGUGAUGACCUCAAGCGUGGACGUCAAAGGGAUUCUAAUUGAAGACUAUCCUUGGGGACUGAAGCAGGCAGAAGAGUUUGAGAAGAAGGUGGCUCGGCCCAACCUCGUGCUUUUCCUGAGCUGUUCCAGAGCCACAAUGAAGCGACGGCUUCUCAAAUCCGCUCAAAAGAGUGACCAGGUUAAUGGUGACGAUGAGCGCGUUGCCAAACAGAUCGAGGACUUCCUCUCAGCGGCUCAACUAGUGAUUGAAAAGUACCAAGGGGAAAACCUCAUAUGCAAGAUAAAUGCAGAAGAAACACCUGACAAAGUCUUUCAUCAGAUCUGUGAAGCCAUCAAUUCUAUUCAAGAGAGCAGCAAAAGCGAUAUGGCUUUGGAUGGGGUCCUAUGUAGGGAAUUAAUUUCCUCUGAGUAUUCAAAUCACUGAAUGUUACAGCAUAGUAAGAGGCCAUUCAGCCCAUUGGGUCUAUGCUGGCCCUCUGAAAAAGCCAUCUACUUAAAACAACAACUUACAUUUACCUUUAAUGUUGAAAAAUGUUGCUUCUGAGAGGUGAAGUCAGGCAAAAGUGGAUGCUAAGACAAUAUCAGGAAGAAUUAUUUAAAGUUUGAUCAGUGAACACUCCACAUUAAUUGCAUGAAAUUAAAAAAAAAUCUGGAAAAAACCUAAUUUGUGACUGAAUUUAUUAAAU